Molecule: messenger RNA, 3647 nt
Organism: Pan troglodytes (chimpanzee)
Lineage: Eukaryota; Metazoa; Chordata; Mammalia; Primates; Hominidae
Gene: ADAM33
Product: ADAM metallopeptidase domain 33
Exons: 21
Coding region: 93-2654 (853 amino acids)
Biological process (GO): proteolysis
Molecular function (GO): metalloendopeptidase activity
Source: RefSeq, a predicted model, not a curated record
CUGGGGCUGCACGGGGCGUGGGUCGGCCGCCAUCCAGCCUGGGCGGAGCCGGAGUUGCGAGCCGCUGCCUAGAGGCCGAGGAGCUCACAGCUAUGGGCUGGAGGCCCCGGAGAGCUCGGGGGACCCCGUUGCUGCUGCUGCUACUACUGCUGCUGCUCUGGCCAGUGCCAAGCGCCGGGGUGCUUCAAGGACAUAUCCCUGGGCAGCCAGUCACCCCGCACUGGGUCCUGGAUGGACAACCCUGGCGCGCCGUCAGCCUGGAGGAGCCGGUCUCGAAGCCAGACAUGGGGCUGGUGGCCCUGGAGGCUGAAGGCCAGGAGCUCCUGCUUGAGCUGGAGAAGAACCACAGGCUGCUGGCCCCAGGAUACAUAGAAACCCACUACAGCCCAGAUGGGCAGCCAGUGGUGCUGGCCCCCAACCACACGGAUCAUUGCCACUACCAAGGGCGAGUAAGGGGCUUCCCCGACUCCUGGGUAGUCCUCUGCACCUGCUCUGGGAUGAGUGGCCUGAUCACCCUCAGCAGGAAUGCCAGCUAUUAUCUGCGUCCCUGGCCACCCCGGGGCUCCAAGGACUUCUCAACCCACAAGAUCUUUCGGAUGGAGCAGCUUCUCACCUGGAAAGGAGCCUGUGGCCACAGGGAUCCUGGGAACAAAGCGGGCAUGACCAGCCUUCCUGGUGGUCCCCAGAGCAGGGACAGGCGAGAAGCGCGCAGGACCCGGAAGUACCUGGAACUGUACAUUGUGGCAGACCACACCCUGUUCUUGACUCGGCACCGAAACUUGAACCACACCAAACAGCGUCUCCUGGAAGUCGCCAACUACGUGGACCAGCUUCUCAGGACUCUGGACAUUCAGGUGGUGCUGGCCGGCCUGGAAGUGUGGACCGAGCGGGACCGCAGCCGCGUCACGCAGGACGCCAACGCCACGCUCUGGGCCUUCCUGCAGUGGCGCCGGGGGCUGUGGGCGCAGCGGCCCCACGACUCCGCGCAGCUGCUCACGGGCCGCGCCUUCCAGGGCGCCACAGUGGGCCUGGCGCCCGUCGAGGGCAUGUGCCGCGCCGAGAGCUCGGGAGGCGUGAGCACGGUGAGCCCCGCGGGCGGGGGCGAGGGGAGAGACAGGAGACUCUACGGCCGCAGUGACCGCCCUCCCACGGCCCCCCAGGACCACUCGGAGCUCCCCAUUGGCGCCGCAGCCACCAUGGCCCAUGAGAUCGGCCACAGCCUCGGCCUCAGCCACGACCCCGACGGCUGCUGCGUGGAGGCUGCGGCCGAGUCCGGAGGCUGCGUCAUGGCUGCGGCCACCGGGCACCCGUUUCCGCGCGUGUUCAGCGCCUGCAGCCGCCGCCAGCUGCGCGCCUUCUUCCGCAAGGGGGGCGGCGCUUGCCUCUCCAAUGCCCCGGACCCCGGACUCCCGGUGCCGCCGGCGCUCUGCGGGAACGGCUUCGUGGAAGCGGGCGAGGAGUGUGACUGCGGCUCUGGCCAGGAGUGCCGCGACCUCUGCUGCUUUGCUCACAACUGUUCGCUGCGCCCGGGGGCCCAGUGCGCCCACGGAGACUGCUGCGUGCACUGCCUGCUGAAGCCGGCUGGAGCGCUGUGCCGCCAGGCCAUGGGUGACUGUGACCUCCCUGAGUUUUGCACGGGCACCUCCUCCCACUGUCCCCCAGACGUUUACCUACUGGACGGCUCACCCUGUGCCAGGGGCAGUGGCUACUGCUGGGAUGGCGCAUGUCCCACGCUGGAGCAGCAGUGCCAGCAGCUCUGGGGGCCUGGCUCCCAUCCAGCUCCCGAGGCCUGUUUCCAGGUGGUGAACUCUGCGGGAGAUGCUCAUGGAAACUGCGGCCAGGACAGCGAGGGCCACUUCCUGCCCUGUGCAGGGAGGGAUGCCCUGUGUGGGAAGCUGCAGUGCCAGGGUGGAAAGCCCAGCCUGCUCGCACCGCACAUGGUGCCAGUGGACUCUACCGUUCACCUAGAAGGCCACGAAGUGACCUGUCGGGGAGCCUUGGCACUCCCCAGUGCCCAGCUGGACCUGCUUGGCCUGGGCCUGGUAGAGCCAGGCACCCAGUGUGGACCUAGAAUGGUGUGCCAGAGCAGGCGCUGCAGGAAGAAUGCCUUCCAGGAGCUUCAGCGCUGUCUGACUGCCUGCCACAGCCACGGGGUUUGCAAUAGCAACCAUAACUGCCACUGUGCUCCAGGCUGGGCUCCACCCUUCUGUGACAAGCCAGGCUUUGGUGGCAGCAUGGACAGUGGCCCUGUGCAGGCUGAAAACCAUGACACCUUCCUGCUGGCCAUGCUCCUCAGCGUCCUGCUGCCUCUGCUCCCAGGGGCCGGCCUGGCCUGGUGUUGCUACCGACUCCCAGGAGCCCAUCUGCAGCGAUGCAGCUGGGGCUGCAGGAGGGACCCUGCGUGCAGUGGGAUCACUGUGCCAACCUCCUGGACUCUUACCACGUUGCUCAGCCCCAAAGAUGGCCCACACAGGGACCACCCCCUGGGCGGCGUUCACCCCAUGGAGUUGGGCCCCACAGCCACUGGACAGCCCUGGCCCCUGGACCCUGAGAACUCUCAUGAGCCCAGCAGCCACCCUGAGAAGCCUCUGCCAGCAGUCUCGCCUGACCCCCAAGCAGAUCAAGCCCAGAUGCCAAGAUCCUGCCUCUGGUGAGAGGUAGCUCCUAAAAUGAACAGAUUUAAAGACAGGUGGCCACUGACAGCCACUCCAGGAACUUGAACUGCAGGGGCAGAGCCAGUGAAUCGCUGGACCUCCAGCACCUGCAGGCAGCUUGGAAGUUUCUUCCCCGAGUGGAGCUUCGACCCACCCACUCCAGGAACCCAGAGCCACAUUAGAAGUUCCUGAGGGCUGGAGAACACUGCUGGGCACACUCUCCAGCUCAAUAAACCAUCAGUCCCAGAAGCAAAGGUCACACAGCCCCUGACCUCCCUCACCAGUGGAGGCUGAGUAGUGCUGGCCACCCCAAAAGGGCUCUGUCCUGGGAGUCUGGUGUGUCUCCUACAUGCAAUUUCCACGGACCCAGCUCUGUGGAGGGCAUGACUGCUGGCCAGAAGCUAGUGGUCCUGGGGCCCUAUGGUUCGACUGAGUCCACACUCCCCUGGAGCCUGGCUGGCCUCUGCAAACAAACAUAAUUUUGGGGACCUUCCUUCCUGUUUCUUCCCACCCUGUCUUCUACCCUAGGUGGUUCCUGAGCCCCCACCCCCAAUCCCAGUGCUAUACCUGAGGUUCUGGAGCUCAGAAUCUGACAGCCUCUCCCCCAUUCUGUGUGUGUGGGGGGGACAGAGGGAACCAUUUAAGAAAAGAUACCAAAGUAGAAGUCAAAAGAAAGACAUGUUGGCUAUAGGCGUGGUGGCUCAUGCCUAUAAUCCCAGCACUUUGGGAAGCCGGGGUAGGAGGAUCACCAGAGGCCAGGAGGUCCACACCAGCCUGGGCAACACAGCAAGACACCGCAUCUACAGAAAAAUUUUAAAAUUAGCUGGGCGUGGUGGUGUGUACCUGUAGGCCUAGCUGCUCAGGAGGCUGAAGCAGGAGGAUCACUUGAGCCUGAGUUCAACACUGCAGUGAGCUAUGGUGGCACCACUGCACUCCAGCCUGGGUGACAGAGCAAGACCCUGUCUCUAAAAUAAAUUUUAAAAAGACAUAUUA